Messenger RNA from Salvelinus fontinalis (brook trout), 4254 nucleotides. Its product is annotated as metal-response element-binding transcription factor 2-like. Bases 212 to 1996 code for a protein of 594 amino acids. NCBI's taxonomy places the organism in Eukaryota, Metazoa, Chordata, Actinopteri, Salmoniformes, Salmonidae. Gene Ontology annotation, biological process: regulation of DNA-templated transcription; chromatin organization. The record is from RefSeq and is a predicted model, not a curated record. Gene Ontology annotation, molecular function: chromatin binding; DNA binding. Gene Ontology annotation, cellular component: nucleus. The transcript is spliced from 15 exons.
ACAAUGCACUCCCAUAUCAGCGGGAAAUAAAAAUGGCGAAUGUAUUAGGGGAGAAUGACCCGUUUGUUAUUUUCUAAACAACAUUUGUAUUGUGUCAUAUUUUGAGAGGAGCAUUUCAAAGAGAUUUACCGAUAUUCGGACAAGACGCCAAUCACCGGUUACGACCGAGUAUUUCAAUAUAUGUCGCAUUUUGACCCUCCUAACUGACCGAAUGAGAGACUCAACGGCAUUAGAGCGCUUGCCGGUCCACCAGCAGAAAGCACAUUCCCUUCGGCAGCAGUGCAAGACGCCAGUGUCCCUGACCAGCGUCCACUCUACCGAGGCUAGACAUGGAGGGGACACGGACACCAAGCUCGGCAACAAGUUUGAAGAGGGACAAGAGGUCCUAGCCCGAUGGUCGGAUGGGCUGUUUUAUUUGGGGACUAUCACGAAGAUAAAUAAGGACAAGCAACGCUGCUUUGUUGUCUUUGAAGAUUGGUCCAAGUCCUGGGUUCUGUGGAAGGACAUUCAGACAGGGGACGAGGGAGGAGAGGACAUGGUCUGCACAAUAUGCCAGGAUGAGUGCUCAGAGGAUCCCAACGAGAUUGUCAUCUGCGACAAGUGUGGACAAGGAUACCACCAGCUCUGCCACUCCCCCAUCAUCGACUCCAGCCUGAUCGACACCGAUGAGAAGUGGCUCUGUAGGGAGUGUGUGUUCGCCACAACAGAGAAGGGUCCCAAAGCUCUGCAGGAGCUGAAGCAAUCUCUGCCUUAUUCCCUGGAGGACCUGGUGUGGGACCAGGGACACAAGACCAACAUCCAGCAAUGCUACUGCUAUUGUGGAGGCCCUGGAGACUGGUACCUGAAGAUGCUGCAGUGCAACAGGUGUAAGCAGUGGUUCCACGAGGCAUGUAUCCAGUGUUUUAAGACGCCCAUGCUCUAUGGAGACAGGUUCUAUCUAUUUAUUUGCUCAGUUUGCAGUAGUGAACCAGAGUACCUCAAACGACUGCCUCUUAGAUGGGUGGACGUUGCACACCUGAGCCUCUACAACAUGAGUGUGAUUCACAAGAAGAAGUACUUUGAUUCUGAGAUGGAGCUGAUGACUUACAUCAAUGACAACUGGGAGCAACUGCAGCUCGGGGAGCUUUCAGCUACUCCUCAGUCGGACCGAUAUGAAAGUAUUUUGGAAGCACUGAAUAGCAACCACAGCAUGUUCAUGUCAGGGAAGGAGAUCAAGAAGAAGAAGCACCUCUUUGGGCUGAGGAUCCGUUUUCCUCCGGGUCCCCAGAGCUCUGACCUGCUGGCCAACAGAGGGGAGCCAGAGAGGGCCUCCAACGAGAUCAAGAUCAAAGGCAGGAAGGCUAUCAAGCCUCUUUCUAACACAAGUGAAGUAACCAAUGGCGUGGUGAAGAAGACCAAGAAGAUGAAGAAACAGGGAGGUCACUCCCUGGCGACUCUGGCCAAGCUAAGUCGCUCCAGUGAACUCUUGGCCCAGGAUAUGAAGCCACCACCACCUCUGGAUUCCCAGUCCUUAAGGAGCAGCAGGAGUGACAGAUCUGUUCCCUCCUCCAGUACCUCCGAGAUGGAAUCCAUCAGUGCCGUCCGCACAACUGAAACUACCUCAACUAGCCUCUCCAGACAGUCCAGCUUGUGUAGCUCCAGUAAGACGUUCACGGGUCGCCACUGGCCCAUCGCCCAGCCCCCCCUGAAGAGGAGACGGGGCCGGCCACGUCGGGCCCCCCUCCAGCCUCCCAACCCUGAGAUCCCCCCUCACCAGCCAGACCCCCACCACCUCCCAGAGCUCCCCAACCCCCUGCUGGGGCUCCACUCCACGGACAUAGUGCACGGGCUGGGCCAAGGUGGUCAGCUGUCCCACCUGAAGAGCUCAAUCAGUAGCUACUUUGGGGUGGCAGGCCGCCUGGAGUGCGGGGAGAAGUACCGCAUCCUAGCUCGCCGGGUCACCCUGGAUGGCAAGGUUCAAUACCUGGUGGAGUGGGAGGGUGUCACUGCCUCCUAAACUUGUCAUAUCGCUUAUGUAUCGCAUAACAUGUUUACACAGCGUUUAUAAAGCAUUAUAAACUGGGUGGUUCUGAAUGCUGAUUGGCUGAAAGCUGUGGUAUAUCAGGCCGUAUACCACGGGUAUGACACACUUUAUUUUUACUGCUCUAACUACAUUGGUAACCAGUUUAUAAUAGCAAUAAGGCACCUCGGGGGUUUGUGGUAUAUGAACAGCCCUUAGCCGUGGUAUAUUGGCCAUACACCACACCUCCUCGGGCCUUAUUGCUUAAUUGCACUCCUCUUCUGAGAUCGGGCUCCCCCGUGUUGCCCAGUCUGGAACGGCGCUUGCGUUUCCAGUGAUAUGCUCCAGUGAUAUGGUCUUUCUGUGACUUGUCUUUUGUGUUUCAGAUCUGUUUCGGUUUUGUAAACUGAAGAGGUUAAGAGAUCAGCUUUGGCAGAAUGUAAAAUGAAUGGUGUUUAGAGUGGUUAGGUAAAGGGUGUGAAUGGUGUUUGAGUGUCUUUGCGCCUGAAUUGAUAUGUUGAAAGUGUGCCUGUUUGCGAGUAGUUGAUGUUCGAGAGGGACUCAAACAACAGAGAUGAUGUUGUGCUGCUGCAAACCCGUUUUAUUAUUAUUGUUUAUUAUGAAUUAUUAUAUAUAUCUUUACUUUUCUACAUUUUUAUUGAUAUGCCUCGAGUGUCUAGUGAGACACAGUUCAUUUUUUUACGAUUUGGAUUUGAUUGCACAUACUGUAUCAAGUUCAGCCUGUCAUACAGCAAUUCUCCUGAACCCGUUGUACCCAGGCUCAUAAAAUCACUUAGAUAUGAAGUUUCUCUUUUCAGUCUUUGGCAGCUGAAAGCGUGUAACCUCUAGCUCUAAUCUCUGCUUAAUGUUUUGCAAAUCAUCUCACUAUGAAUAGUAUUAAUUUCACUGUGUUCUAGUCCCAAUCUACACUGUCAAGAUUUUACUCAGACUUUUUCUAACGCAUUAUUAAUUACUGGUAGAAUUUGCUUUGAGGGCUGAGCUUGUGCGAAAGAACGUUAGUGACUGAAUUCAUGUGUCAUGUGGUAACUGGUACCGUUAGGCCUUGUGUUACAUUUGAAAGGUUGAGUAAUGUACCCACGUUUUUACUUGUGUUCUACAAUAUAUGUUCUGAAGAUAUACAUUUGUGCGGCAUUUUUUUAAUAUGCAAUCAUUGUACUUUUAAAUAUCUACAGUUACAUUUAUGAACCUCUUAAAGAACUUUGUUCCUUAAUUUUCUUCCCUCUGUGUGGUUAUAUUUUAUGACUGAUCAGUGCGAACAUUGAAUGCAAAAAUCUCAUGGACCUUUUCACUUAAAUAAAACUGAUUUCAGUUCUUAAAACCGCCUAUGCAACUUAAGUCUCGAAAGACAAUUGUUUUUGUAUUUCAAUCACUUGACCGCAAGAUUGGCAUCAGCAACAAACCGCAAAAAUAUUUUGGUUACAUCUGACUCUGGCCUUUUUUUUUUUUUUUUUCAGGUGCUAUUUAUUUCACCUUUUACUCCUCAGAACUGUGCACUUAGUCAGAUGUCUGCUGGUACAACCAAGCUCACCUAGAACCCACUCAGGAUAUGCUCAGCAACUUUAUUGUAUGUACGACGUACUCAAAGAUUUGGAAUAUAACAUGUUAUUGAUGGAACAUUUUCUGUGGUGUCAGUAUUUCAUUGAAGUUAAUUUAAAAGAAAAUGUAGCAUUCAUUUAGUCAUUGCUCUGUGACUGGUUGUUUUCAAAAAGCUGCAGUUCAGUCCAUUGUGCUUCAGGGUCACAAGUGUCUCUUAGUUCAUCUGAAAACAUUAUCCUCCACUUAUCACAUGUAGUAUUUACUCUUCAUUUCCCUUCACCUCUGAGGGGUUAGGUUCAAUAUAGAAGAACAUUUCAGUUGAAUGCGUUGUUGUAUAACUGACUAGGUAUUCCCCCCCCCCCUCUGUUUCAUUGUAAGAGGUCAAGCAGUUAAUGCCUCUUGCUGUUGGAUUAUGUUUUGUUAUUCUCAGAAAAUGCCAUUUUCCCCUUGAGGCAGUGGAGUUGGGUCAAGUCGUUGAUACCUCUUUAUUCAUGUUUUUUUUUUUUUUAAGAGUGAUUUUAAGCUUUUCUUCUGUAUCAAACUUUAUUGGUCACAUACACAUUUAGCAGAUGUUGUUGCGGGUGUAGUGAAAUGCUUGUGUGUGUGUAUGUUGUUCCAGUGUUAGACCCCUGGAUCUUUCUGUUUUCUACUGGCUUUGGGCAGGCUUCUUCAGCCGAAUAAUAAAUAUCUAAAAGGCC